AUGGAAGAGCUAGGCUGAUGUAGCGUCGAAAUAACUGUCUUUCCAUCUUUAGCUAAAUCUAUUAAAACGUCAAUAAGCACUUCUGCUGUAAAACUGUCUAACCCUGAGGUCGGCUCAUCUAAAAUGACUAUUUGUGGAUCAGAAAUCAGCUCCAUUCCUAUGCUUACCCUUUUUCUUUCCCCACCAGAGACCCCUUUAACAGUCACGCUACCUAUCAAAUUAUCAGCAAUAUGGCUUAAUCUUAAUUUUCCCAUAAUUUCAGCCACCUUUUUAUUUAUCGUACUAAUUGACCCACAAAAUGUCAAUCCUGCUGCAAAUGUUAAAGACUCUUUUACAGUAAGAUAUGGGAGCAAAAUAUCUUCUUGUGUGAUGUAUGCGCAUUUUUUAGUGAAUUUUGAUGAGUUAAUGUCUAUGCCAUUUAUCAUGACUUCUCCUGUGACCUUUGAAUUAGGUGAGCAUUUGACUCUGCCAGCUAUUAUAUUUAGCAGAGUAGUUUUUCCUGCACCUGAAGAGCCCAUAAGGACAGUUAGUUCUCCUGGGCUGGCGUAUCCUGAUACCCCUUUUAAAAUUAUUUGACCUUUAUUUUUGAUUCUGACGUGGUAA
Messenger RNA from Blepharisma stoltei, 603 nucleotides. The record is from the annotation of a GenBank genome assembly. Lineage: Eukaryota; Ciliophora; Heterotrichea; Heterotrichida; Blepharismidae.